AUGAAAACAACCCAAAUUCUUACUGUCUUUCUCAUAGGCCUACUUCUCUUGGCAACACAAUCACUCUGCAGCAGCGACACCAAACAACCACCAAACAAGCCCAAAUGGGUGAAAACAGAGAAGCAAAGCAGAGGAGGCAGAGGUAGAGCCGGCAGAGGCCGUGGAAGAGGCGGAAGAUCGCCGUCGAGCAGCCGCUGUGACCCAUUCUUCCAGUACCUAUUUGGGAUCUGUGGGCAAUGGCCUUUCCCAACUUCCCCUUCGCCGGACAAUCCUUUCAAUCCGUCCCCUGCUCGCCGCCCUCCUAAUCCUCCCGGCACAAGGAUUCCUCCUCCUCUGCCACCACCUGUAGCUCCACCGCGCCUCCCGCCCAUUCCGCUUGUCCCUUCUCCUCCGCCGGUAACCCCUCCGCCCGUUCUUUCCCCGCCGCCUGCGCCCGUGGUUACUCCCUCUCCUCCACCUUCUGCGCCUCCGCCUCAAUCUCCUCCACCUUCUCCACCUCCGCCAUCGCCUUCUCCGCCGCCGCCGCCACCUUUAGUUCCUUCUCCCCCGCCACCUGUACCUUCGCCGCCUCCUCCACCGCCACCGCUUGUCCCUUCUCCGCCGCCGCCUGUAUUCCUGCCGCCUCCCCUGGUGGCUUCCCCACCACCUCCGACGAUCAUCCCAUGGUUUCUUUCCCCUCCUCCUGUCGAUCUCUCGCCGCCGCCUCUGGUUCCGAUAUUCGAUCCUCCGCCUGCAGACGAUGACUACACUACGGCUCCACCUCUGGUGCCCAUCCUGACCCCACCGGAAGAUGUACAACCGCCGCCUACAGAAAUGCCGCCGCCGGCAGAUCAGGACUUCACACCGCCGCCCUUGGUGCCCUUCUUGACCCCAUCACCACCAUCGGACGAUGAGGGGGUCACCCCCGCUCCACCGCUGGUACCAUUAUUCGAACCGCCGCCGGAGCAAGAAGUUCUGCCUCCGCCGGAAGAGGUCACUCCAACUCCAUUUCUACCGAUUUUCUCUUCUCCACCGCCGGCUUCGGAUGACGGAUUCGCGCCGGUGACCCCAGUUCUGCCAAUCGUUUUGUCGCCACCGCCAGUCGAUGAUGAAGGUUGGUUGCCGCCGUUUGUGCCAAUAACUUCGCCGCCGGUGCCUGACGUGACUCUGCCCAUGCCGGCGCCUCCCCUGGUGCCUGAAGUUCCAGCAGACUCGGAUCCUCUGCCAUUUUCAUCCACACCGCCGGCUCCGGAUAUCGAGCAGAAGACAGCCCCUUCCGUCACAUGA
Messenger RNA from Linum tenue, 1266 nucleotides. NCBI's taxonomy places the organism in Eukaryota, Viridiplantae, Streptophyta, Magnoliopsida, Malpighiales, Linaceae. The record is from the annotation of a GenBank genome assembly.